Sarcophilus harrisii (Tasmanian devil) is the source of this 8628-nucleotide messenger RNA. It is a transcript of the gene SMCR8, whose product is annotated as SMCR8-C9orf72 complex subunit. The coding region runs from base 590 to 3415 and encodes 941 amino acids. The record is from RefSeq and is a predicted model, not a curated record. The transcript has 2 exons. NCBI's taxonomy places the organism in Eukaryota, Metazoa, Chordata, Mammalia, Dasyuromorphia, Dasyuridae. Gene Ontology annotation, cellular component: guanyl-nucleotide exchange factor complex. Gene Ontology annotation, molecular function: GTPase activator activity.
AAAGCGCUGCUCUUUGGGUCAUGUGAUCAGAAGAUGGCGGCCCCUCAGUAGCUGGCUGUCCACUGUGGCGUCCGAGAAUCCGGGACGGUUUCGGUUGCGGGGACGGCGGCAAAGCUUAACUGGACUCCGUGGCCGCCGGCAGCCUCGGGCAGAGGAGCCCGCUCGGAGAAGCGGCGGCAUAGGUGGGUAGGCCGGCGACCUUGCUGCUGCUUUCUCGGGUCCAGCUCUGCCCGGCGAGGGGUGAGUUAGCUGCGGGCUCGAGGAGAGAAGGACGAGGCUUUCCCUUGCUCGCUUUUAACCCCACCGGGGCUGGAGCCAGCCCCCUGGCCCAGAGCCCGGCCUCGGGGCACCCCGAGGCACGAGGGACCCGAUCGGAUGCGGAUACCGACGCCCCUGGAGGAGCCAGAUGCUGUGAGGAGCUGCGGACGCGCACCCCGCGGCUGCCGCCAGGGAGCCUGCGGCGCUGGAGAAGCUCCCGUGAGCGUCCCCUCGCCCCGGAGACCUCUGCCCAUUAGUUCUCCUUGUGUUUUUGACUGACUUCUCCGUUUUCACUUCUCCUUCCUCAUGCCCUUUUACCAUAACUGGAAAUAUGAUCAGCGCCCCUGAUGUGGUGGCUUUUACCAAAGAGGAAGACUACGAGGAGGAGCCUUACAAUGAGCCGGCCCUGCCAGAGGAAUACUCCGUCCCCCUGUUCCCCUUUGCGAACCAGGGGGCCAACCCGUGGUCUAAGCUGUCAGGGGCCAAAUUCUCUCGGGAUUUUAUUCUCAUCUCAGAGUUCUCUGAGCAGGUGGGACCCCAGCCCUUGCUGACCAUCCCUGAUGAUACCAAAGUUUUUGGCACUUUUGAUCUUAACUACUUUUCUCUCCGGAUCAUGUCUGUGGAUUACCAGGCCUCCUUUGUGGGGCAUCCAUCCGGCUGUGCCUAUCCCAAGCUGAACUUUGUUGAAGACUCCAAGGUUGUACUGGGGGAUUCAAAGGAAGGAGCUUUUGCUUAUGUGCAUCAUCUCACCCUUUAUGAUCUGGAGGCCAGAGGUUUCGUCAGGCCAUUUUGCAUGGCCUAUAUUUCCACUGAUGAACAUAAAAUCAUGCAGCAGUUCCAAGAGCUCUCAGCUGAAUUCUCCAAGGCUUCAGAGUGCUUGAAGAAAGGUAAUAGAAAAGCUUUUGCAAAUGAACUUGAAAAGAAAUUGAAAGAUCUGGAUUACACUAGGACAGUGCUUCACACUGAAACAGAGAUCCAGAAAAAAGCCAGUGACAAAUGGUUUUACUCCUCUCAGGCCAUUGAAAAGGCUAAUGAGUUGGCCAGUGUGGAAAAAUCCAUUAUUGAACACCAAGACCUAUUAAAGCAAAUCAGAUCUUAUCCUCAACGAAAACUGAAGGCACCUGAUUGCUAUCCAUGUGAGCCAGAAUGUGCCCAGGAUCAAGCAGCUGACCAGGCAUCCACUACCUCUAACCCUGAUGAACCUGCUGAAAGAAAUCUUUAUAGGCGAAGAACCUCAUAUACCCCCAAGCUCAUCAAAGCAAAGUCUGCUAAAUGUUUUGACAAAAAGCUGAAAACCUUGGAAGAACUUUGUGACACUGAAUUCUUCACCCAGACCUUGGCUCAGUUGAAUCACAUUGAACGUAUGUUUAGAGGAGAUCUGUGUUAUCUUUUGACCAGCCAGAUUGACAGAGCCCUUUUGAAACAACAAUGUAUAACUAACUUCCUCUUUGAAGACUUGGUAAUUUUAGAUGAUAAAAUAGCAGAGAAACAAGAAAAUAUGCCAAUGGAGUACAGUCAGGACAAGCUACACUCCAGAUCUUUAGAUGAUUGUCCAAUUCCUAAAGUGUUAAUUAAUGUGGGAUCUUUCAAGUCCAGUGUGGAGUCUGUACUUAUCAAGAUGGAACAGGAAGUUGGAGAUGAAUUCAAAGAGUCUGAGGUAACAGAAGCUAGCAUUUAUGGUCAUCGGGAGAACUUGGAUUACCUUGAUAUGGAUAUGAAAGGAAGCAUCAGUAGCGGUGAAAGCAUUGAAGUUUUGGGCACUGAAAAGUCUACUUCUGUUUUAUCUAAGUCGGACAGUCAGGCAAGCUUGACUGUCCCAUUGAGCCCUCAGGUGGUCCGAAGCAAAGCAGUCAGCCGAAGGACUAUCAGUGAAGACAGCAUCGAGGUUCUUAGCACUUGUCCCUCAGAGGCCUUGAUCCCUGAUGACUUUAAGGCAAGUUACCCAAGUGCCAUUAAUGAAGAACCUUAUGUGGAAGAGCCUUAUGCAGAUGAUGAUGAAGGAGCUAUUCAUUUUAGUGCAAGUAUCAGCCAACAGGAUUUUGGUGAGACAGAGGGCAAUUUAGAACACACCUUAACACAAACAGAUUCUGCUUGUUGUAUUGGAAAAGAUAGUUCAAGUCUCCUCAUACCAAAUUCUGACCAAACACAAAAACACUGCGAUGAAGAUGGAGUGGUCAGCAUCCCCCCACAGCGUUAUAAGGAGAGGCAACAGGGAUUUCACGUGGACUUCUCAGUGGAUGAUAUCAACUCUUCUUGCCAGGAGAAUACAAUAGAAGGCCUUUCUCCUUAUGACCUGGACCCAAGCUGUCUGAGAAGCAGCAGGGAUCUCAGUAAGAUCAGCCUUAAUGAAUAUGGAGAUUCUACCAGCCACAUUAGCAGUGCAGCAUCUACCAGUUCAGAUAGGACUCCUUCUCCUGCCCAUCACAUUGGCCUUUUCUCAGAGAGGCAUAAAAAAAAGGCUGGGCAGAAUGCCUUAAAAUUCAUUAGGCAGUACCCCUUUGCACACCCUGCAAUUUACUCUCUGCUUAGUGGAAGAACUCUUAUUGUGCUAGGGGAAGAUGAAGCAAUAGUGAAGAAGCUCGUAACAGCUCUUUCCAUCUUUGUUCCCAACUAUGGCAAAUAUGCCAAGCCUGUGAAACACUGGGUCUCUUCCCCUUUGCACAUAACGGAUUUUCAGAAGUGGAAACUUAUUGGCUUACAGAGAGUGGUUUCUCCAGCUGGUGUCAACACCCUCCAUUCCCUGAACCGAUACAGCCGUUACACUAGCAUACUAGAUUUGGACAACAAAACAUUGCGGUGCCCACUGUACCGGGGCACAUUAGUGCCCCGCCUGGCAGAUCACAGAACCCAGAUCAAACGGGGGAGCACCUACUACAUGCAUGUGCAGAGCGUCCUGACUCAGCUAUGUUCUAAGGCCUUUCUCUAUGCUUUCUGUCAUCACCUACACUUGCCCAUCAAUGAGAAGGAGACAGAGCAGUCUGUGGUAGGCCGACAGGUGAAUUUCUUGAAGCUCCACCUGGGCCUAGUGAAUGAGGAUGUCAAAGUGGUGCAAUAUUUGGCUGAGCUGCUCAAGCUGCAAUAUAUCCAAGAGCCUGUCAGGCCUCAUCACUCGAUGCUCAGGUUUGACUAUGUUCCCAGCUUUUUGUACAAAAUCUAGGCCUAUUCCCAGCUGUUAUAACAGAAACAUAUAUGACUUUAGGGUAAGAGGGUGCAGUGAGGAUGACUGAACAUUUGCCUGAGCUUGACUUUCUAUUUUUGCUAUUCAUGGAAAAGAACAUUAGAUGAUGAAAAAUGUUAGUAGCAUCAGGACCUCUUCAGCUGGGGAAAUGCAGAUGUUUAAGAGGUUCCUGACACUCAGGAACCAAAUAUAGGAUAUUUUCCACAACCGAGCUUUCUUUGAAGAUGUUUAAGAGGGCAAUCAGCUACCAUUAAGUUCUUUGUUGUGUCAUUUGUGUUUUGUGAUCAGGCCCCUAAAUUCAGAAUAGUUCAUUUUACAGCAAUGGGGACAAGGGUCCAUUAAAGUCAAAAUAUUCCUUGAUAUUUAAAAAAACUUACUGUAAGCUACAUCGAAACUACAAGGCUCUAGGCAUCAUAGAAAACUCAAAAGGAAUCCAGCCAAACCUUCAUCACAUUGAGGGGCAAAAUGACCAGGGAAACUAAUUUAACUAUGGCAAAUAGAAACUUAAUACAUAAUUUGUACAUUAAUGUCUUUUCAUUAAGACCUCAGGUAAUUGGCAGUGGCCCUGUAAUUAUCUGACAUUCCUAGAGACUUGUGUUCAAAGGAGGUAUUUAACUGCAGUCCCAAGAAACUGAUUGCUCCUUGAUCCCUGAGAUGGGAAGAGUGAAAGCACAGCAGCUGCCAUUUUGAAAGUACCUACUGACUGGGCAGUUUGAGAAAAUGCCCGCCCCCCCCCUUGGCUGAUGAUGAAUGUAUGUUAGAAUCUUCAGUUAUUUCUCAUGCCCACAAGAGAGAUCCAUCUGUGCCUUGUCUGCCUGUUUCACUGUUCAGUGUUGGGGGGGAGGGCUAGGAGGGGUAUUUCCAAACAGACUUUUUGAGUUUAGGUAUGCAGAGUAUCAGCAGUAGUAAUUGGAAGACAGUGGUUUGAAGCGUUCCAGGAUAACCAAGAGCAAGACAGAAGGCAUGGAGUGUGUGGGGCCAAAGGUACCAGUUUGACCAGUACCAUCAAGCCAAUAAUGGGUAAUUCCCAUGAUUUUGUUCUACUAGCUUCUCUCUGAUCAGGAUUUAGUUUGUUCGCUGUCAUGGCAAAGCUCUGGAGAAGUGUAAAAACUAUGGAUCAACACUGUCAACUCCAAAUCCUUUUAUCCAUUAAGCCUUUACAACUUUACAAGCCUCUCAGAAGGUAUAAUUUGCUAGCUAGUCUACAGGCUUUGGUUCAUUUCACUGUUUUGUGACUAGCAGUUUUCUUGUGUUCUAAAAUUCCCUGAAUUAAUUUAGCCAGAUGAUGGUGUGGAGAGGAUAGUGCCUACCUCUUGACCUGUUUUUGUUUUCAUAGCGUGUGGCCUCCAUCUCCACAAAUGAUUUAUAGGUGAUUUUUAAAAGGUGGCAGGGAGUUGCAAUUAAUUCUCUGCCUCUAUGUCAUGAUUAGAUAUUACUCUUGGUUUUUAUCUUUACUUCCUCAUACAUAUUAUACACUCCCUCACACCUGCCACCAGAAUGUGGAGAUAAAUGUUUUCUUGAAACCUUGAACUUUUUAGUACUUUCAAAGAAUACUAUUUUUUCUUCCCAGCCAUGAAAUUUUGCUGUUUUUAAUUUAUUCCACAAAAACAUGUGUUUACAGAUGUGAAGCAAUCCUGAAUUCUGUACUGAGUAUGAUGUUGCCAUUGAGCCAUUGAGUGGAGGAUUCUUAGGUGGUUUGUUUGUGUUUUCCUCUUGUUCAAGUUUGAUGUCAGGAUCCUAGUGUCCUAACUCAAGGGUUUCUUUGAAACUAAGCUUCAUCCAGCUAUUGCCUCUAGGGCAGCAUGUUUUUCCUUUUCCGUGAAUUUUUCAAUACCGUGACAUUUGUGUUGUGCCCUCUCCCAAAGAAAGAGAAUGACAAGAAGAGAUUUGUUUUUCUUUCUCAUUCCCCUAGCUGUUCUGUGUGAGAGGACUGGGAAAGCCGUCUCCUCUCCCUUUUCCUACUCCCAGUGCAAUGUUGCUUGUCAAAUUGAUAAACUUGGGGACUUUUUCAUGAUGGAGCAGCUUGGAUAUCUUCACAUUAUUUCUCCUUCUCUCUCCUCCCUUUCUUUCCCACUACAUAGCAAAAACAUAGGAGAAAAGUUCCUGAUGCCUUUGAAACAGGCAUAAAUUUGGCUUAUGACAUAGACCUACAUCUUAUAGCCUUGCCUCUCACAUUUGUCAAAUGUUGGUGUAUCUUAGCUGGAUGGUCAAAUAGUGUUUUUGCAUAUCCACGAAGCUGCUAUUUCGACUAUAGCUGCAGUUUCCCUUUAGAGAAAAAGAAUGAUGAAAGAGUUGCUGUUUCUGUUUGAAUUUUAAACUUUCCACUCACUACAGGACUGCUUUGAAGCAAAAGGAAAGUGUAACUGUUUCCAUUUCUGAUGUGUGGUACAUUUGGCUUAAGUCACUAUGGUGGUUUUUGAAUAGAACACUUUGGGGGAUAGGAAUUGAGAAAGAGGCUCCUUCCCAAUCUUGACCUCAAUGGCAUUUCAGAAGUUGUAACCAAAAUUGUGGACAGUAAGAUAGGAAAACCAUGAUAAUAGGACAAACUUUUUUCUACAGGAAUCUGAGUGUAGCUUAUGACUCUAAAAGCCUCUUUAAAAAAAACUUAACAAAAGUUAUCAUUAACAAGGGUAAACUAAGUGUUGUGGUUGUAUUCCAAUUGGAAAAUAAUUUUAGGGAAUAUGAAUUCCAAAAAUAUUAUUCAGUAAAAUUAUUUCUUCUUAAACAGGUUUUGAAAAAUUAUCAGGGGUUUGGUAAUAAGUAUUUAACAUACUCACAAAGUGGAAUUUAGCUUAAAUGCACUCUAUGGCAAGGCCUGUUAACACUUUUUCCAUUUCAGAAAGUUGAAUCUAAUAGACAACUUUUUUUUUUUUAAUUGGGGGAGGGGAGGGAUAUAAGAAUUAUAAAUGCUAAAACACAAAUUUUUUUCUUUGCAAUUAAUACAAUAAAUAUCAUAGAAAACGUUCAAAAACAAAGCUUAAAUUUAAGUAAUUAAUCACGUCCCCGAAUCUAGGUAACAGUCCCACUUUUUAAUCAAGAUUCAUUUUUAGAUAAGACACUUUUUUUUUUUUUUGGAGAUUUUAAUCUAGUUUCAGUAUUUUCUUUUUUUUUUGUACUACCUUUUUUGGGGGAAAACAACUAAAGCGAGAAUUAGGUGAUAGAAACCUGAUGAUCUUCAGACUUGUUAAGGAUUUAUUGGUAUGUUUUAAAACCCUUUUUAGAAAAUUAAAACAAAAAGCCUGUAUAAAGCCAUAUUAAUCUCCUAUUUCCUGCUUUAUUGCUUCCCCAAACCAAGUAUUCCCCUUCUUAAGUUGGAUGGUUUUGUUUUUACAUAAAUGUUACCUGGAAAAAUUGGGUACAUCUAUUUCUCAAUUUUAAGAUUUAUUACAAUCUUCAGUCAACCCAGCUGGAAAAUACCUUUUUUCCAAGAAUACUUUUAAUUUUUAUUCAUGGACAGAUCUUUAUUUGGAAUGUAAUACAGCAUAAUUCAAACCUGAUCCCAUUUUAAGAUUCUAGAGGGGGCCAUCAGUUUUUAAUUUGCUUGCCAGGGCUGCUAAGGUUCAAUGAAGUGUCUCUAAGCAAAAAUGAUUGCUUGCUUUUAAAUAGUCUGGUUUUUUGUCAAUACCAAGAGCAUGUAUCCUCCCAACAGAUCCUCAGUGUUGCAUGUCAGUCAUAGUCUCUAGUGUUACCUUUGUGAUAUUUGUCAGUGCAACAACUGGGCACACCUUCUCAGACUAAUAGAAUUCAUCAGGGCAGCCUUUGGAAGAAUAUCAACAAAAAGUUGAGAUCAAGUUGUUUUUCUCAAGUUUGCCUCCCUAAAAGUUCAGAAAGGAUGUGUUGAUUUAUGUUUUAAGUUGAACUUGUUUUCUGGCUUUUCCCCAAUACUGUGCUUUGUGUUAAUAAGAGAACUCAUUUGGUAAAAAGAGGGAGGCAACAAGGUUUUCUCUGCUCCUAAGGUGGAAUGUAAUGCAGUUGAAAAUUCCAACACCUUGAGCUGCCUCUGCUUUUUAGAAGCUUGUGGUCUUGACUCAGCAUUUAUGUUCUGUUACACUUGAAGGAAGGCAGGAUAGUUCAAGGAAGUUAAAAGGUCAAAGUUCAUAGGUUGGGAAAAGACCUGAGGCCAAGUUACCUGCAGCUGUUGGGCUCAGGUCAGUAGCUUGUUCUUUACUCAAGUGAAAGAAAUGAAUUCUUCCUAAGCAGCAGUGCAAAUUGUCAAUUCAUGUCCUAUAAAUAUGUUCAUCACUUCAGGGAGCAGGGAGCGAUUUGCUGCCAUUGUAUGCGUGUGUGCACUUUAGACCAUUGUACAAAAUUCAUUACUGAUGCCAGAUCCCAGAUGGAAGCAAAAAUGGGAAAACUGGUGAAUCAGUCACCCACAGGGAUGAUUCUAAAGUACCUAUUUCCAUUAAAUGUGAUGAGUCAAAACCAGCAGUGAUGGGCUGAUUUAUGUGAGGAGGCAGAGCUACAGGGUACAACCUCACCUCCUGACAAUUCAAACACUGGAGUUUGGAAUACUAAUUGGGUUGAGAUAAAUAUUGCCUUUCAGGUAGCAGUGAGGAACAUGGGCUGUGAUGAAUUCUCACUUAUUUUAAAGGAAAACUAUUUUACUAUUGCAUGUUCACUUGUUUGUAUUUGUAAAUGUGUGUACAGACCAUUGUAUAAGCGGUAGUUUAAACAAGUGUCCAAUGGAAGUAGUAUACUUGGCAUGUCUAUAAUACCAUUUUAGGUGUAGCUGUACAAGUAUGAGUUAACGCCAAAUGAAUAGUAUGAGAAAUGUACUGUAAAAAAUUAAUUUAUUUGAGUUCAAAUAUUUUUGAAAUACAAAUUUGGUUGUAUUUUUAAAGCUAUAAUUCUUGUCACAUUCUGUGGUUAAUUUUAUUGUGCUUAUUAAAAAUGGUCAUUACUGUUUUGCACUCAGCUGUUUGAAAAAUAGUUUCAUUGGAAGGCACCAGCUUAAGAUGUCUUGAUUGUAGGGAACAGACCAAUAUGUCACACUGGAAAUAUAAAGCGAUUACUGCAAGUAAUCAGCAUAGGAUCACUCAUAUGUGAUCUGUUCUUCUAGAAAUAAGAGUCACGUUUGCCACCUUACUCUCCAAAGUACUGAGGAUUAAAGCAUUUAUAAGCUGCUUUGAGCUCUUUCUACAUAAUGUUGUACCAGAUACAAACUUGUCAGUCUUGUAAUAUUAUACUUAAUU